GCACGAAGUCCCUGUGUCCUGCCCUGGCUCGUCCCUUCACUGUGUCCACACAGAGAGACAGCUACAAGUACGUCAACGCAAAAGAACUGUCCACGGACUUCAAAUCCAUCACUGACCGCGCCGCGCAAACGCUGCUGUGGACAGAACUGUUCAGAGGUUUAGGGAUGACUCUCAGUUACCUGUUCAGAGCGGCCACCAUCAACUACCCCUUUGAGAAGGGACCCCUGAGCCCGCUUCCGGGGGAGCAUGCUCUGAGGAGGUACCCCUCUGGAGAGCGCUGCAUCGCCUGCAAGCUCUGUGAGGCUGUGUGCCCCGCCCAGGCGAUCACUAUAGAGGCAGAGCCUCUUGACGGCAGUCGGAGGACCACGCGGUACGACAUCGACAUGACGAAGUGCAUCUACUGGUUCUGUCAGGAGGCCUGCCCUGUGGACGCCAUCGUGGAGGGUCCGAAUUUCGAGUUCUCCACAGAGACUCACGAGGAGCUGCUGUACAACAAGGAGAAGCUCCUGAACAACGGAGACAAAUGGGAGGCAGAGAUAGCAGAGAAUAUCCAGGCAGACUAUCUGUAUAGAUGAGAGAGACUGAGAGAGAGACUGAGACACACAGAGAUGAGAGACUGAGAGA
Molecule: messenger RNA, 624 nt
Organism: Acipenser ruthenus (sterlet)
Lineage: Eukaryota; Metazoa; Chordata; Actinopteri; Acipenseriformes; Acipenseridae
Product: NADH dehydrogenase [ubiquinone] iron-sulfur protein 8, mitochondrial-like
Biological process (GO): mitochondrial electron transport, NADH to ubiquinone; mitochondrial respiratory chain complex I assembly
Cellular component (GO): membrane
Molecular function (GO): 4 iron, 4 sulfur cluster binding; NADH dehydrogenase activity
Source: RefSeq, a predicted model, not a curated record